Melanotaenia boesemani (Boeseman's rainbowfish) is the source of this 5418-nucleotide messenger RNA. RefSeq names its product interleukin 11 receptor, alpha (gene il11ra). NCBI's taxonomy places the organism in Eukaryota, Metazoa, Chordata, Actinopteri, Atheriniformes, Melanotaeniidae. The transcript is spliced from 12 exons. The record is from RefSeq and is a predicted model, not a curated record. Gene Ontology annotation, biological process: cytokine-mediated signaling pathway. Gene Ontology annotation, cellular component: external side of plasma membrane. The coding region runs from base 156 to 1361 and encodes 401 amino acids. Gene Ontology annotation, molecular function: cytokine receptor activity; protein binding.
GCUCUCCGCCUCCACCCCGUGCGAGUUUGUGGAUCCUCUGCCCCGCGAGUCCGUCCCAGGGUGUCUUCGGUAAACCGAAGGACGACGCAACAAAGUCCCAGCCAUGGAAGACGACAACAUAAUAAUACCUAUUUGACUCGAGGAGCUCUUCCAAGAUGCCAGGCCUUUUGUCCAGUCCUGUAUGUCUGACAGUCAUCUGGUUUUUAUCUUUGUCACUGCCUCCCAGUUGUGCUCAGAUUCAGACUGAUGAAGUGUCAGGUGUUCAGUAUGGGCAUUUACAGUGGAAUGUGACACUGGCAUGUGGGAAUUCACAAAUCAGCAGGAUACCUGUGGUGUGGCAUCUCAACAACAGCGCAGUGCUGCCAUGGCACAAAGUGACAUCAGAUGGAAGAUUAGUGCUUCUGAGCGUCGACCAGUCGGCGCAGGGCAAUUACAGCUGCUAUGACAACAGUGGACUCCUCCUCCAUUCUGUUAAUCUCAGGCUGGGCUAUCCCCCUGGGCAUCUGCACAUUUCCUGUCGACUGACCAAUCAUUCGCAUGUACGCUGCUACUGGAGGGAAUCUGUAAAGACCUUCUUGCCAGCCACGUACAGUGCCUUCCUCAUGGGGAAGGAGAACGCUGAAUGGAAGGCAUGCAACAUCGAUGUCACCCACAAGCACUGUGAUGCAGAUGACCAUAAUUUCUACAACACCAUGCAUCUUCUUAAUGUCACAGAGACAAAUGCUCUGGGGUCACUUUCAACAUAUUUCCAAAUGCGGAUGUUUGAACAAUUGAAACCAGACCCACCAGAAUCUGUUUUGGUAGAGAAAGUUGAAGACUUUCCACAAAGACUGAUGGUCUCUUGGAGUUAUCCUUCUUCCUGGCCGAAGGAUCGUGACUGGUACACCCUAAAGUUUCAAAUGAGAUACAGGCCGCAGGGCUCUAAAUAUUGGUCACAGAUCCCCACAAAGGAAAAUGCUGUCAUGAUAUUUGACACACUGGCAGGGCACCUCACUGAGGUUGAGGUUCGAGGCAUGGAUGCGCACAUCUCAGAGAGCCAGUGGAGCGAAUGGAGUCGUACGAUUUUUGGCAGGCCGUGGGAAGCCUCCACCACCCCUGACCCCACAGUGGACCCAGACGUUGAAUUUCCAGAGGACUUUCUCUUCACCACACAGCCUGACAGCACCACCACAAAGUCGUAUAAUGUACUUGAGGAUGAAGGUAAUUUGGCGUUAGUGAUUCUCCUGGUUUUGUUCUCCAUGUUCAUCCUCACCUCCGUCCUAUCCCUCAUCUUUGUUGUGCGGAUGCGACGGCGGCAGCGGGAACACGCCACCAAACAAGAACUCACCUCCAUGGUGAAGAUGAAGGCCAUGCCCAUUUAAUGUGAGACUCCCAGAGUGCAUCCCUUAAGUUUGAAGGUGUCUGCUAGCUGUCAGCUCCACCAUUAAGUCAGCAUCUUUCCUUUUACCUCUGUGACAUGCUGACCGUCCAUAUUCAGCCACAUUAAGCACAUCGUAUGCAAGACAUCCGGGAAAACAUGGACAUACCCACAGAGGGGUCUGUUAUCCAGUAUUUAACAGCUGAUUCAGUGGGUAACUGUGCCACCCAUAAUGCAUCAACACACUCCGUACAGCAAAGACAUCAUCUGCUCACAUCAGCAGACUUGAGGAGAAAUUCUGCACCAGGACAUUUUUUGCUUCAGGUGGACUGACUCUUCAGCCAUUUUGGUGAAGGGUUUCUGUUGAACUUUAAAGCAACAAAUAAGAUGUGCAGCUGCCAAACAGGAGAACAUUUAGUUGUUGGGACAAAAGGCCUCGUCUCUCUUCCACCACCCAGAACUUUUCAUGCUCAGUUGUUUUAGUUUCUUUGUGAGGAAGAACACAUUCAUUCAUCGACUGAUUAUCUGACUGACUCAAUGCUGUGAAGGAAGCGUAAUCUCUGCCAGCAAGUCUGCAUUUGUGUGUGUGUGUGUCUAUCUGAUGCCAAAGCAGCAACGAUGAGCAUUAUGUCCUCGGCUGGGGAAGGGGGCAGAAAGUGAUCUUUAACCUGCUCCUGGCCUGGGGGACCUCAUGGACAUCAAAUAUCCAGGGAGGGCAGGUUGAGUGAUACUAGACUUAUCUCAUUUAUGAUGAAAAACUUUAUGUUGCAUGUUACUUCCUGUUAUGUUUUCUGGUAUUUUAAGUACAGGUAGUCUUUUAUUUCUUUUGUUUUUAUACCUCUUUCCAUCAAUCCAUCCUCUGAUCAUAUUUAUGUGUGACUGAAAGACACACAAUAAGAAAAAGAGGGAGCUAUACUGGCCUUUCACAAAUCACCAGCUUUAGGAUGUUACCUAGUUAUUUAGUUAGAAUUAAAUGUUAAACAUUAUAUAUGAAACAGUUCUUUUCAGAUGACUAAUAACUGCUUAAUAAAAGCAAUGUUGAAAUUGGAUAUAGAAAAUGUCUAACAGUGGUAGACCAUUAUGAAAAUAUUUUACCUUUAACUGUCUGCUAAUAUGUAGGAUAUUUUCAAAUAAAACAAUCAUUUUAUCUACAAAAUUAUAAAAGAAGAUGUUGGAGUUAAAGUUGAUUAAAUGCAGAAAUUAAUAAUUGAAAACUAAUUUUGGGCAAUGAGUAAACUUUUAUUUGCAUUAUGUGCAGAAUUCAGCAAUGAAUUUAGAAGCAGUGUAUUGCUUAUGAACUAAAGUUCAGUAACUUCUGGUUUGCAAACACUUUAAACAAAUCAGCAUUUUUCCAUUUACGAACUGGUAAAAUGUUUCUUGCAGAUCUCAGAUUAAACAUUAAUGUAAUGAAAUCAGAUAUAUAUGACAGGAAGGAUGAAAAUUUCCAGAUUUAUUUGUGAAAUGGUAACGAGUUAGUGUAAGCCUGUUUUCCUUCUAAACACAGCAGGAACAAUAUCUGAUCUGAUCUAACAGACAAGAAGCACUUCUGUGUUGUGAGGGAGGACGUGAGGGAGGAGAGACUAAAAGGUAAUGAUACCAUUAUCUUGUGAAAUAUUUACUCAGACUUGUUAAUCAGUUAAUCUAAAAUUCAACAUUUUCUCUUAAAAUUCCUGUUAUGACAAACAAGCUGCAGAAAGAUGAGUAACAAGGUAAUGCCAUGUUUAACCUCUCACAGUCAUGUACAUUACAAUGUUUGUUUCAAAACCUUAAGAAAUAUUAACAACUUUUUAAAACUUAAAACCUUAAAAUAAAUGCUAUUAAAAGAAAGAAAUCGUUUACACCUCCAGUAGUAAUUGUGUGAAAUGAGCACAGUAUGUGAGGAACGAGUCUUCAUCGAGUUCACGUUUCUUUCCCUGUGUGGAGGGAGCGGAGGUUUGGUGGAGCUGGUGGAGGAACAUACCUUGUGGUCGCGGCAGCAGUCCACACACAGGUGCUCUCAAUGACGCCCAUCCCAAGCCAGCAUUAACUCGCCAUGAAAUAAGAAUGUGUUAUCUUGCCCAGCUCUAAUAAAUUCUUUGCUUUAGAUUUUAAAAAGUUACAAAAACAGAUGCAAUAUUACUUAUUAAACAAGGGGAAGUAGCUGUGGCUUUAAAGCAUUAAAAAAGGGGAGUAAAGCUAGUUAAGAUUGAAGCACAUUGUUUUCUAUUCAUUUAAAUCCUUAGUCAAAGGUUGCUGGGAAAUGAUCACAGAGAUGGUUGCAGGUUCUGUUACUCCCCUCCACCCUCGAAUACUACCGUUUGUUUCUUUUAGCCUGAAAGCCCCUGUAAUGUUUGUGUCUGUAGCUUGGGUGGGUGCAAAUGAAAGUGGAAGAAAGUUCAUGAGAUGAAGGUUAACAUCAGCAGGAGCCACAGAUUGGCUGUCCGGCCUCUGUUUCUGACACGGCUCCUUUCACAUAAGUGAGGUGCUUUGUGGACAUUUACCUUGGAUGUUGGCAUGUGGGCUCAAACAGAGUGGUGUGUGUUCAGCAUGUGAAUUACAUUUACCUUUUUUUUUUUUUUUUGAGGGAACAGUAAAUGUUUGGUGGAAAUGAACAGUCGCGUUGCCACGCAUCAGCCACAGAGCGGGAUGGUCAAGUAGUCAUUAGCUGGUCAGUUUAGCCUCGAGUUUAUGUAGCUGAGUGUGUAAGCGGUAAAGUAACAUUAGCCAAUCAUACACCACCGACUUGUGGAACGUGUUUGACUUGUGCAGUCAGCACCUACCUUCUGAAAAUCCCUCUAAUGAAGUCUACAAACCUUGUGUGCUGGUUGACUUGCUGCUGCAGACUGAAUCGAGUCUUUCUUUUAGUUUUAGAGCUUACAGGUUCUACUAAUCCAAAGUAAAGUUUUAUUGACAGAGUAUGUAUUUUCAGAAACACAAGGUGCAUCUAAGUCAAACUUUGUCCAGUUUGACGACUGUAUGUUCUCUAAAGCUAGCUCCACAUAUUAUGCAUGGUUCCAGUUGAAGCUUACAUGUAUGUUAUUAUUGUAUAUCACACUUUAAAACAUGUUAUGAUGUACGAUGUACGUUGUGUUUAUAAAUCUGUCCUUUCGGGGAGGUUGUUUCACAGACAUGGUUUGCUCCGUCUUUUAUAAAUUUUAUAGGCAUUUAAAGCAUUUCAAUACCAUAUAAAUAAAUAAAAAAAAUGAUCAGAUUCAAACACAUUACAGUGUUUCUGAAGGCAGGAAACAAGCAGUAGAGACUGAGGAGAAUCCAUGUCUGGAGCGCCGUCCCAGCGUUGUGUAUUUAUGUCUUUCUGCCCAGUUUCAUGAAGCUGUGUUACUCUACACCUACUGUAUGGACAGUGUGUUUACUGGUCUUCAACUAAUAUGCUGUUUUAGUUUAUUUCUUCACGUAAUGCAAACCACAAAUGAGUCUUUUUUUUGUUUUGUUUUGGUGCCAACAUUCAACAUUGGGUUCAUUGUUUUAAACUUAUACAGUGUAAAUUCUGUUAUUAAAUUAGCUGUUUAUACAGCGGAGCUACACAAGAAUGUCAACCUGAAAGCUCAGUUAUACAGCUGACUGACGAGAGCCUCCACAUAUUUGCUAAUUUGAUGGGCAACUAGAAUAUUUUUUAAAAAAGUUGACAGCAAAAUGAAAGUAUUUUUUUUUCUUUUGCUUUGAUAAAUUAGAUUUGACCAAUAGUCCUUUAAGUGGAUUUUUCUGAGGGCACAGUGCAGUAUCAUUGAUCUUUGUUUACCCUGUUUUUAUGCCUCCUUUAUACCCUUUCUGUCCAUUGAAGCAUGUGAUGAGACAUUUCUGUUUCACUUUGGUGUUUUUUGUUUUUUCCCUGUUUUCUGUGGAUGGAUUGGACUCAGUUUCAGUGUCCUGUGCAGUCAGCGUCAGCAGAUGGUGCCUGCGGGUUUUAGUUCUUGGAGCUCAAAUACACUCAGGCAUCCACUCUCAGAUGUACAUAGUCUUUUUUUCUUUAUGUGUACAACAGAUAUCACCAUAAGCUGUUUUAUUUUAUUAUUUUUUUUCCCUGUCCUGGUAUGUUUCUGUGAAAUAAAUGCUAUUUUAUCACA